Molecule: messenger RNA, 1032 nt
Organism: Penicillium verhagenii
Lineage: Eukaryota; Fungi; Ascomycota; Eurotiomycetes; Eurotiales; Aspergillaceae
Product: putative protein phosphatase PP1 regulatory subunit Sds22
Exons: 6
Coding region: 1-1032 (343 amino acids)
Molecular function (GO): protein binding
Source: RefSeq, a predicted model, not a curated record
AUGAAGAAUCAAGAAGGCUGGGACGGCAAGAUGCGAAUGGAGCCCAAGGCUGUCAUAACGAACCCUGAGGCGUUGGAGGAUUCAGAUUACUCCGAUCCCGAGGCCCCACCAGUGGACAAGAUUGAUGCCGAUGAAGAUCUACUGGAAGGCGAGGACGUUGAUAUCGAGGAUAUCGAUCUUGUCCACUGUCGUAUAUCGUCACUUUCCGCGCUGCACUUGGAACGGUUUAACAAGCUCCAGAGACUAUGCCUGCGCCAAAACCAAAUAUCCCGCGUCGACUUCCCUUCCAAUGUUGCCGCUACUUUGACCGAACUUGAUCUUUAUGACAACCUUAUCGGCCACCUCAAGGGCCUGGAUGAGUUUCACAACUUGACUAGCUUGGAUUUCAGUUUUAACAAGCUUAAGCACAUUAAGAAUGUUGCUCAUCUUGUUAAGCUGACUGAACUGUUCUUUGUGCAGAAUAAGAUCUCACAGAUCGAAGGGUUAGAGGGUUUGACUCUCUUGCGGAAUCUGGAGCUGGGCGCAAACCGGAUUAGAGAAAUUGAAAACCUCGAAACCCUCUCUGCGCUUGAACAACUUUGGCUGGGAAAGAACAAAAUCACCGAGAUGAAAAACCUCGACAGCCUGUCCAACCUCCGCAUUAUCUCUAUCCAAUCAAACCGCCUCACCAGCAUUACCGGCUUGUCCGCUCUCCCUAAUCUCGAAGAGAUCUACCUUUCUCACAACGCUAUCACAGAUCUUUCCGGUCUGGAGUCAAACACUACUCUACGUGUCUUGGACUUCUCCAAUAACCAGGUCACUCAUCUGGAGCACUUGUCUACACUGAAGAAUCUUGAAGAGCUGUGGGGAUCUAAUAACAAGCUCGCGAGCUUUGAAGAAGUUGAGCGUGAGUUGAAGGAUAAAGAGAAGCUGGAGACUGUCUACUUUGAGGGCAAUCCUUUGCAGUUGAAUGGACCCGCUGUCUACCGCAAUAAGGUGCGCUUGGCGCUGCCGCAGGUCUCUCAGAUUGAUGCUUCUUAUGUGCGGGUCUGA